UUUUACGAGGUUUGGUAUUUAUAAGAAUUACUAUUACUGCUAAUAUUAAGGAUGGUGACAGAAUAAAAAAAACAUCUUGGAAAAAUAUAUUAAUAAUAAUAUAACCGUUUUUGACCGUGCUGGUCACGCGAAUCCUUUCUUCCGAACUUGUUUCCGGGGGACUUAUUUUGCACGCUGGAACAAAUCUCCGAAACAGGCAAAAGUUGUCGCAAUGGAGUGACAUUUCUCGUCACCUAUCACUGCAAACACCAUUCAAUGCAACGCCUUUCGGAUGAAACAACACGGGAAAAAAAUUAUAUUUUGCUACCGAAACUUCGUAAAACGAAACCAUUAGGUUACACGAAGCUAGCGUGACAUUGGCGACCAGUAGUAAGAAAAUGACGUCUCGGUGACUUCCAGUGAAGACAGCCAUGAUGUUUCCCUUAAGGGGGCUUCCCUUGUUUCACCUGACGCGACACCUCCAGGUGGUCUCUCACUCCUUCCACAUCCGCUCUUUGCAAGCCCCACUCCGGCAUGCUCGACAUGGAGCCCCUCGCGCCGGCGGGCUCGUCCUGGUUCCACAUGGCACCGCCGGGACGCUCUUGACCAAAACUCCUGGCCUCCUUCGGCCCCCUCUAUGUGGGGCUCAGUUCCGUACCUCUGCCCGGGUGGAGGCUUUACCAGCUCCUCUGAUAUGGCUGGUGCUCAAGCCUGUACAGAAGCUCAUGGCCAUCAUACUGGGCAGGAGUUUAAGGAAGUGGUGGGUGGGGCUGCCGGACGACCGGCGUCAGCUCUUCCGCCAGUGGGUGUGGCGGCGGCGCUGGCGGCUGGCGGCGGCGGCGGGCGCAGCGGCAGCCAUCACGGCCCUCCUCCUCCUCACGCACCUGGACCAGUCGCCCGUGACUGGACGCACGCGCCUGCUGGUGUUCAACAGGCAGAACUACAUGGAGCUGGCAGCCUUCACUUCGGAGGCGUACAUGGAGGAGUUUGGCGAGCUGCUGCUUCCCGAGAGCGAUGCUCGUCACCAGGCGGUGGAGCGAGUGGUACAGCACCUGGCCCGGCGCAACCAGGACCUCCCCGAAAUGGCCGACGUGGACUGGAGCGUCCACGUGGUGCAGAGUGACAACACCAACGCCUUUGUGCUCCCGAAUGGCAAAGUGUUCAUGUUCACCGGCAUGCUGGAAGCUGUGGCAGAUGUCCACCAGCUCACCAUCGUGCUGGGACACGAAAUGGCUCAUGCCUUACUAGGACACGCCGCGGAGCAGGCCAGCCUGUCCCACGUGGUGGACCUCCUGUCCGUGGUCCUGCUGACCGCCAUCUGGGCCGUGUGUCCCCGUGACAGCCUGGCGCUGCUGGGUCAGUGGGCCCAGGACAAGCUCACGCAGUUGAUGUUCAACCGUCCCUACAGCAGGAAGCUGGAGGCGGAGGCGGAUGAGGUCGGCUUGCAGUUGGCGGCGAAGGCAUGUGCGGAUGUGCGUGCGGGUCCGGUCUUCUGGCAGCAGAUGGAGAUCAGGGAACAGCUGAGUGGAGAGCCCAGCCUGCCCGAGUGGCUGUCCACGCAUCCGUCGCACAAGAACCGCGUGGCACAGCUGGACCGCCUCGUGCCGCAAGCUCUGGAGUUGAGGGAGCACUGCGUGUGUCCCGCCCUGCCGCCCACCGACCCCCGCGCCGUCUUCUCCAAGAGCGUGCGCGUGCUGCUGGACGAAGCCAAGGCGGCCCCGCAACCGAGUUCGGGCGGCGCGCGCCGGCCUCAACACGGGCCCGCCGGGGUGGUGGCCCCCGCGGCUCUGCUCGCUCAAUCCGGGCCACCUUUUUCACCCCGCCUGAGCCGGGGGGACAGUAAAGCUUUGGAAGGGGCCGGAGCAGCAGCUGUGCCUCCAGAACGGACUCAAUGAAAGGAGAAGCCUGUGGUACUGAUGCUACUCAGUGAUCCAUACUGUACGGUAGAUAGGGGACCCUCGUUUUAAGGUUAGGAUAGAUGCAGUCCAUCAAAAAAGUUUCCUGUACUACUGAAUUCACUCCUGAGUACCUGAUCCCAGUGGAAAAGCAAAGUUCCACCAUUAAUAUGUGAGCAAAAACCUUUUUCACGCUUUGGUACUGCAAAAUUGCCAUGUGGGAACCCAGCGUUAUACAGAGAAACUCUGGUCAUGAACCGAACGUUCGCAAACAGAGGUGACGGUUCCCAUUGAAAUGAAUGGAAAUGCAAUUACAGUGUUGCCUUAAAAUAAGUGUGAUCCGACUUAGUCGUUCAGACCAUUAUUGCUUAGACUUGCAAGCAAACAUUUGGGGUAUGAGAGCUGGAGGGUGGCAGUGAACUCCAGGAGCAGUUUGGCAGAUAGUCAACAAUUCUUCAAAAAAAAAGACGCUUCAAGCUGUUUAUUUCCACUCCCACUUCAAGUUUCCCGUCAAACUAAACAUAAAACAAAGAGAAUCACACCUUGUGUGCGAAAAACAACAACAUAGCUUUGCCUUAAUAAAGUCAGUUUAGCUUAAUGCUAACCAACAAUGCAAAAUGCCUUAGACAGGCUAAUGAAUAGCGUCAGCGUCGCAGUGUUAUAACCCUUUAAAGCAACAAAUAUUUGAACACAAACGGUGGAACAACACAUGUAGAUAGACAAUAUAACAAUACUCACAGGCAUAUACUAUAUUCUUUGCAAAAAAUGACUGAUAUUACAGCAACUUACUGAGUCAGUUGUGAAACUCUUCUUGUGUGUCUCUAUGUCUGUAUUAUACUGUAUUUGUCAGCCAUUCUUGUAGGGUGAAUAGUUUUAUAUAGUGGUUUUACACUUGAAGAACAGUUAAAAUGUGAAAUUAAUGUGUUAAAUCAGAACAAUUUUGGCAUCUGGGAUGCACACAGACUACAGAUGACAUACACACACAUACACACAAACACACAGUUGCCGGGCGGAUUUCGAGGCCAGAAAUAGAGAAAAGACAACGUGGAAGCGUCUCAAUCGACAAGGAAGCCGGGAAACAAAAGAACAUCCGUCUAUGCUGAGCUGGCAUCGUUCACUUUUAAAUUAAACAUUUGAAUUGGGGAAGGGGGCCCAAAACAAAGCAAAAAGUCUGCGCUUGUUAUUCAAAUCUUGUGUUUCUUCUCUCAAGACGCCCACAGUCCCGUCUGGAAUGAAGCAGGGGAACGCUGGCAGCUAUUUCCAGGUAUCGUGAGAACGUGCAGGACACAGCUGCAUUGUGGGAGGCGCCUGCCGUGGCCCGUCAUGCACUCUGACCAAACGUUGACCUCUGCAACUCUUGUUUCGGAAUAUAUUGGAUGUGUGCGUGAAACUGUGUGUGCAAAACGCUGCGACACAUCAAUUAAUGAUGCAGCAUGUGGGUUUUAGAUUGGAAAGGAAUUAUUUAGGCAAUUUUUGAAAUUGAUGCUAAGUUUAUUGUCCAAAAUUUUGCGGACCCCCAGUUACAAGUCCAGGACCACUACUGCUCUAUCACACUCGCACAUAGAAGGGUACCAGUGAUGGCAAAAUAACCGUAACCACAGGAAAGGCUCUGGCAGCCCAGUACAGUACGAACUCCACACGUCUGCCAGGCAUGUUCAACAGGUGAGUAGUUUUGCUUUAUUUUAGUUUUUCUUAUGGUAAAAAUAUUUUUACACUUGUAUGACAGUUUAGGAUUUUUGUUUUGUUGAAGAAAGGGAUUAAAAAAGGACCGUUUUAUCAAAACUGUGAACACAAACCCCAAUUUUUCUAGAGUCUCAAAACCUCAGACACCGUAAUCAAAACCAAACAUUGUUGUCAAAUCAAACCCUGAGUCAGUCAACAUGAAAAACACCACUGGCCGGUCAUUAUGCACACCAUAACAAAAAUGAAAAGCAUAGAUCAGAUCAUAAAGCUGGAGGAAUAAUCUUUGUUCAUAUAGGAAUCCAGUUUGCAAAAAUCCUGUUUAACACUAUAUACUGUACACAACUUAUAGUCAUCAAAAUUUUCUUUUACAGUACUCACAUAAAUGUAGAUGCAUAUAUUUGCGUCGAUGGAGGCAUGUGGUGUUCCUGAUAUGUAAUUUACAAAAUAAUGAUUCAUAUAAAACAUGUGUUAUACAUGGUAAACAAG
Messenger RNA from Phycodurus eques (leafy seadragon), 4043 nucleotides. It is a transcript of the gene oma1, whose product is annotated as OMA1 zinc metallopeptidase. Gene Ontology annotation, cellular component: mitochondrial inner membrane. Gene Ontology annotation, biological process: mitochondrial protein processing; protein quality control for misfolded or incompletely synthesized proteins. The transcript has 8 exons. The record is from RefSeq and is a predicted model, not a curated record. The coding region runs from base 411 to 1874 and encodes 487 amino acids. Lineage: Eukaryota; Metazoa; Chordata; Actinopteri; Syngnathiformes; Syngnathidae. Gene Ontology annotation, molecular function: metalloendopeptidase activity.